ACUGCGCUCCACUUCCAUAGCAACCUCCGGGGAGACAACAUUUAUAGGCGGCUGCCAAAGCACUAGGAGCGACUUUCGGCUCUGCCUACCGUCCGGUGACCAGCGACCCCUGCAACUGAAAGGGUCUUAAUUUCAACCACAAACUUCAUGCGGCUACAAAAUGCUUAAGAUUCUUACUACAGAACCUCCGGAUAUAUCGGACGACAACUUCGAGCCGUACCUGGCCUUUGAUGACCUCCUGGUGCACUAUUUCAAUGAGUUUUUAAAUCUUCUGGGGCUUCCUGAACCUUUAAUGUUCAACAAGCACACUGGGGCUUUUGAGGUUGUCAGUGAUGUUGCAGAGUCUGUAUCGAAGAGGAUAAAGUCUGCACUGUUAAAGUAUAAAUCUGACCCACUCCCCCACAGAACAUUACUUCCCCCCUACACUUUGCCUGACAAUACCUACACAGUGCAGUGUUUGGAUCGAGAACAAGGAGUGCAGUGGAUAAAGAAGGAAAGGCUUCCUUUAUUUCUGAGAAGUGAUUACUACUUCGAAUAUAGGCUGGCUAAACUGCUGUCUCAGGUGGACAAUGUCAACUCGAGUCAGAGGCUGCUGGUGGACCCCAUGUACCGGCCCUGGGCAGUGAGCCCAGAGACCAAAGCCUGGUCCUCUGGGAAAGAUGGGAACAGAUUACUCGGGACAAUGCACUACGCCUCUCUCCGCCAGCAAAGUCAGGCCUUGCUCAGCACCCAGUCAGUCCAGGAUCUUAUGUGUUACCUGAAGGAAGGAGGUCCAGUCAGCCCAGCAACAGACCCUGCUAGCAGCCAUGGAUUCCCACCAUCCUCCUCUAAAAACCCAGAAACGGAACAACCCACCUUUGCCUCCUUGUUCUUGGACUGUGAAGCACAGAAGCACAUCAGACCUAUGGAGACCAGGUUGACCGGCCUCACCUCCAGAAGCAGUGGAGCUACGGUGAACAUGGGCACAUCUUUUGCUCAGGGGGUCCUAAGGGGUGCUGUCUCUGAGGAGGAAGGCAAACAGAACUGCAAGGCUUAUGGGUCAGGGUCAUCACUUCAGGAACCAACAGAGCCAUGUGUUGAAAACCUCCUUGGUGGGGCCCCAGUCACUAACCCUACUCAGCCAGCAGAGGAGAGUGUAACCUCAGAGACGGUCAACAAGGAAGACGAGAGUCACGAUGACUAUAGUCUCCUUGAUGAUUACCUCCAUGACUCCUAUUAUGGCCUAGAGGAAUUUAAAAGCUUUCUACAGGGAACACCAGGAGAGAAACUCUUCUACCUUUGGAUGGAUAUUGAACGACUAAAAACUCUUCAGAACCAACAUAGCAAAAACAGACACCUGGUUCAGAUGAAAGACCAGUACUUGCUGAGCGCUGGACCCUACACACUGAGUGUGGAGCUGCUGUCCAGGCUGGGAAUAACCAGCACCCUCUGCUGGAGGGAGGACAAAUUACGUCUUGUCCAGGCACAGAUAACAAAGUCCCUGCUCCUCUACUGGUGCCCGAGGUUCUGGAUGGUCUGCUCAACCCAAAGUGAAGGCAGCGUGCUUGACAUGAGGCUCUGGAAAGAGCAGCUGCUGUGGCCGCCAGCAAGCUUCGACCGUUACCCCGGGGCCCUCGCCGUAUGCUCUGGGCUGCACCGUCACCCCAUGUCCUGGAACGCUCCCUCUACUUCACCGGUGCUGACUGGGAAGGCUGAUUUCCAGUGGAGGCCCCUCAGGCCACCGAAGCAUUCGGCAUGGAGUGUUAGUCUGCAGCCUGUGUCAACCAGUACACAUCCCAUAAGGCACUGGGCUCCUUCAAUCAAGUGCCUGUCAAGUGCUGUUGAGUGCACUUUAGAGGAGAUUCCACCCUUGGAUCACAGUGCAAAGAGGGAGAUGCAGAUCAUUGAAGAGCCAGAGGCAGGUGGGGCCAGCACGGACGACAUGCUGCGGGCCCUGCGCUGCGGGCCGCAGGCGGGGUUCUGCUUCCUGCGCUUUUGCGAGCGUUCAGGAAACCAGCUGUGGCAGAAUGCCAUCCAUUUUUGGUCUGACCUGCAGAGGUACCAUAGUCUGUUCUUCCUGGACGGGCCUGAUCCCUUCAAACUGCAGCGGCAGGCACAGUUCCUGUACUCCACAUACCUGUGCUCCAAAGCACAGAUGAGCAUUGGGGCCGGGGAAGACUGCAGACGGCUGGUGUAUGCUGGCCUGAGUCCGCCCUUUGAGGAGUUAUUUGACCAAGCGGAAGAGCAUGUUUUGACUGUUCUUCGGGAGCCCUGGAGACUGCUGGUUGCAGAGGAAGCCUGUGCCUUUAAGAGGGUUGGUUUGCAGAAAGAGACCCGGUAUGUGGACACACCACACUACAGGAAAUUGCAGGCUUUACACAGGAAGUACCAGAGCAGGUUGAAGCAGAGCACACUGGAAGAGAACCAGCCUCCGUCUCAAGAGCCAGUCUUAAAAGACCCCGACUUGUGGGAGAAGGUUCCAGAGGAAUUCCGUAGAUACCGUUUUGGGUCCAUAUUGCGCCACCGUCUGGAAAUCCAGCACUUCCAGUCCUUCCUUGAGGAGAACUCUGCCAUCAUGGACCUGGCCUGCUGGUUGGAUGUUGAGCAGCUUCGGAAGAUUCCUCAGAAGGACAAAGCGCAGAGGGAGGACAGCUGUAAGGCAUUCAGGAGUAAAUACCUGAACAGGAAGUACUACUUCGGGCCUGGCAGCCCAGCGAGCAGAGAGGAACAGGAAGAGAUGACUCGCCUGUGUGGCGGCUGGGGGCGGAUCCUCCGUUGCCGCCUCUCGGCGCCCGCGCUGGCGGAGGUGCAGAGCCAGGCGAGGCGGCGCAUCGAGAGGAAGUGGCUGCCCCUCUUCCUGGCCACUCCACAAUUUGCAGAGCGCCAGAGGUCACAGGUAAAGGAUGUGGAGGACCAGAUGUUCUUUCGGAACCGGAAGAAGAAGGAGAUGUGGAAGCUCACGGACAGUGCUUGGAUGGCGACAUCCAAAGAGAUCCUGGCCUUCCGCAAGGCACUGCUCAACCCAGUCACCUGCUGGCAGUUUCAGCACUUUGUGUCCCUCAAGGGGGACUUCCUGGAAAACGGGGUGCUCUUUUGGCUGGAGGUGCAGAAGUACAAGGACCUGCACCACUCGCACUCAGAUGAAGCCACCAUCCAGAAGAAGGUGGAUGCUAUCAUCAGCUGCUUCAUUGAUUCCUCCAUCCCACCAGCGCUGCAAAUCGGCAUCCCUGCUGUGCAGGCGCGGGACAUCCUGCAGCGCAGGAUGGAGCUGGGGCCCUAUGUGUUCAGAGAGGCCCAGAUGACAGUCCUGGGUGAGCUGUUCAAGCUGUGGCCACAGUUCCUGGCUUUCAGGAGCAGUGUGGAGGAUGCACAGGUGCUCCCCCUGCUGGAGAGCUAUAAGGAAGCACAGCAGUGGGAAAUGAAGCGCCAGAGAGAAGGGAAACAGGCACAGGAGGAGGCGGAGAGGCAGAAUUUGAGCUUUGGUGAGGGUCUGCUGGGGGAUUCCGGCAGCCAGGAGGAUUUGACAAUGGGGACAGGAAGCAGCGAUUCGGCGCUGCCCACGCGGCUGGUGUCCUGGUCCUAUUCCAAGUACAUGGUGGCGCUAGAGCAGGAGAGACUGCUUCUCAGGAGACACGUCAGGCCAGAGCAGGAAGCGGACACCGUCCCCAGAACAGAACCGCCUCCUGGGUGCAACGGUCGGUCGAAGGGCACGAGGCGUCGCCAGGUCCGGAUCUCCAUCCCGUUGGUUCCGGGGCGGUCGCCGCCGGUCCAUGGCGAAGAUGCCCCGCCUGCUGCUGACUCCAGCUGCUGGGGAGAUUGAUGUGAACACAAGUGGAGAGAUCGAGCAGAGAGAAAGGGAAGGCAGGAUGCUACCGGCUCCGGGACAGCAGGCGGCCCACACACAGUGGUCCCCAGUGUAACUCCAUUGUUCAGAAAGGGUUCCCUGUUUCUCUAGAAUGACCAUCAACCUUUUCCCAUUCCUACUUCCACACCAUAAAGAAAUGCUUCGUGUGGCGAUAGGAAAUGGAUUUAAAAGUGAGGAGCUGGCUGUAGUAUAUGGUAACUACGUCACCUUUUCAAUAUUAAAAUAUAUUGGUCUUAAGGCCAUUUUUCAUUGGACCAAUUUAGGGGGGUAAAUAUAUAUUGCUGCAAUGUUUAUUUGGGAACAAUCAGCCAUGGGAAAAAUUCAACCGUGGAUGGGAAUUGAUGUGUUAGUCUAAUCCACCUGAAGAUGGUAUAAACACUGUAAAUAUGUAGUAAGCAUAACAUUUCACUUAACCAGUUUCUUCAAUUUCUGAUUAGCUACUUUACUGAAUAGAAAUGAGGAUGAGCAGUGCUGCCUGUGCCUGUCUGCAAGUCAUCUCACAUGGCUGAGGGAAUGGAGAACAGGCCAUGGCGCCCUCCAGUGGCCAACUUUCGGGAACACUGAGGCAAAACGGAAAGCAAACAUUCUGUAAUGCUGAGACUAAUCAAACGUUCCAGAACAUGAAGAAUAAAAGAAAAGUAAACAUUCUAGAAGCCUGAAACUAAAGGCUAAGUAAAUAUACUGGAACAGAGAAUAAGACGAUAGCAAAAUUUCUGGAAUAAUCAGACUAAAGACAAAGCAAACAUUCUAGAGUGCUGAGACGAUAGGGCAAGAAACAUCGUAGAACACUGAGACCAGAGAGCUAAUGUCGGCCGUGGAACAGCGGCAUGCAGCCAUGCACCAGUAGCCUGAAGCAAAAAUGUACACAAGAUAUAUAGUUAAUUUUGUAACCUACCUGUAACAAAAUUGAUACUUGUGCAAAAUGAGAAUGCGUGUAUUUUUUUAUUACUAUAGCAUGAAAACUUUUUACACAAAGUAUUAACUGAGCAUUUCAGAAAUAAAUCUAUAAUAACUUGGAUCAAUUUAAUCAAAAACAUAUCAUACAUUGUAGUAUUCUUAGCUUGAAAUGUCAUCCUGAUAGUUAUUGGAUACCCAAGUACACAAAUAUAUGGUAUUUUCUUUUUUUUAAAAAUAAUUCCCACCUUUAAGUUCUCAUUUUAUUAGAAUUAAAUAUGCAAAUAUGUAACUAUAUAAGAUUGUCAUCUCUAUGUUCCAUUAAAAGCAUUAUAUGUUUUACAAAACUUCUCUUACAUAAAGCUUAGUGUCAACAUUUUUAGAAAGCCAACAUUAAUACAUUUUCUUCCAGAAAGCAGACUUGGCAAGACGAAUGUAAAAAAAUUACAUUUAUACUAUAUUUACUUAAUGAGUGUGAA
Molecule: messenger RNA, 5217 nt
Organism: Brienomyrus brachyistius
Lineage: Eukaryota; Metazoa; Chordata; Actinopteri; Osteoglossiformes; Mormyridae
Product: regulator of G-protein signaling 22
Exons: 24
Coding region: 161-3799 (1212 amino acids)
Biological process (GO): regulation of signal transduction
Molecular function (GO): G-protein alpha-subunit binding
Source: RefSeq, a predicted model, not a curated record